Messenger RNA from Macrosteles quadrilineatus (aster leafhopper), 1177 nucleotides. Its product is annotated as protein-L-isoaspartate(D-aspartate) O-methyltransferase-like. Gene Ontology annotation, biological process: protein modification process. Bases 145 to 915 code for a protein of 256 amino acids. Gene Ontology annotation, cellular component: cytoplasm. Gene Ontology annotation, molecular function: protein-L-isoaspartate (D-aspartate) O-methyltransferase activity. The transcript has 7 exons. The record is from RefSeq and is a predicted model, not a curated record. Lineage: Eukaryota; Metazoa; Arthropoda; Insecta; Hemiptera; Cicadellidae.
AACCUAAACCUACCUAAGCCACUAUCAUUAGGUUAUGUAUGUCAUAUCAUAUUAUAACAUUACGAUUACUUUAUUCUGUGGCGUAAAAUUAAGUUAAUCACCGUGAUACUUAACAUUUAAACAUCAUACAUUUUUUUAAGGUGUAUGGUAAUCUUCAGAAAAGUGGUGCUUGGAACAGGAAUUUUGACUAGUGUCUCGGCCCUUUUCUACUUAUCUUAUUCAACAAUGGCAUGGCGUUCCCAUGGGCGCUCAAAUUUAGAUCUAGUUAAAAACCUUAGAGCCAACAAGGUUAUACACAGCGAUGAUGUGGAAAACGUCUUGGCCCAGGUUGACAGAGGCAAGUACGUAACUCACAAUCCGUACAUGGACGCGCCACAGAGUAUUGGCUACGGUGUCACCAUCAGCGCUCCUCACAUGCAUGCAUAUGCUCUGGAGCUGCUGAGGGACAGACUGACGGAGGGAGAGAGAGCACUAGACGUGGGCUCUGGCUCAGGUUUUCUGACCGUCUGCAUGUCACUAAUGGUAGGAGAGACCGGACAAGCUGUAGGGAUAGACCACAUACCUGAACUGGUCAACUACAGCAAGGACAACGUGAUGAAGGACAAACCUGAACUGCUCACCUCUGGACGAGUCAAACUUGUAGUUGGUGACGGCAGGUUGGGAUACCCUGAAGAAGCUCCCUACAAUGCUAUCCAUGUUGGUGCUGCGGCCCCCACUCUACCACAAUCUCUAGUGGACCAGUUGAAGCCCGGUGGUCGGCUGAUUGUGCCGGUCGGCCCAGCCAAUGGCGAUCAGAAGUUGGAGCAGAUAGAUAAGAACGAGGACGGGUCUGUAACCCGGACAACACUUAUGGGAGUCGUCUACGUCCCUCUGACAGACAAGGAGCGACAAUGGCCUGGCAGGUCAGACUUGUGAGGUAUGCUGAGCCAAAAUCAAAUCACUUUAGUUCUAAGUUCUAAACACAAAUCCCAUUUCAAACAACACAAAUUUAUUUCAAGCUUUUUAUUUUCAUCGAGGGAUUGGAAUGAAACGACGACUGCCACGUGUUGUUAUUGUAAAUAAAUAAACUGAAUGUUUCAUUGUUUACUAAGUUAUUUGUUUUGUUGAAUUUGCGUGUGACACAAUAAUAGCUUUUGCUUUGUUUGUACUUUCCAAUAAAGGAAAAUGUUAUUUUUAA